Spodoptera litura is the source of this 2151-nucleotide messenger RNA. The record is from RefSeq and is a predicted model, not a curated record. Lineage: Eukaryota; Metazoa; Arthropoda; Insecta; Lepidoptera; Noctuidae.
AUGGAGGCCUGCCUGCCGGGUCAAAGCAAUCGUGUUCUCGGAAUCGGUACCUACACCACAGUAGAAAUAGAUCUACUGUGCCUACACUGCAUCCUGGAUGGUAUGAUGACUCACUCGCACAUCGAACCUCUGAAAAAAGGAAUUCGACACCAUAGAAAAGAAAAGAAAAGACAAUUGAAGUUUCCCGCAAUCCCUGUACCAACAGUAAAAGAAGAAGACAAAGAAUUGAGAGCUGAAUCAGAAGAUAAAGAACUAUCAUCACUAUCCUCGAGUUCUGAAGAUGAUGAUGAAGCAACAGACGAAACCGUUGAAAGAAACUCCAUAGAUAUCUCACCAGAAAGAAAGAAAGGAUACAAUACUAUGAGAUAUAUAACACUAUAUCCUGAAGAAAUUACAGAUGUCCCGAGAAACAAUGACAAAGAUACAAAUGUCGUUCAUCGAUCAGGCAGAGCCACCACACCAAGACAACACAGAUUCCUAACCAUGUGGGUGGAAGAAUCAACAGGAGGAAUUCCGCAAUACAUACUGAAUAAAUACAAGGCCACAUCGCUGAAACCACGCAAGCGAAAUCAUAAGAAAGCACACACAAAGAAGGAGAAGAAACAUAAGAAAAAGCACACGAAAACUAAAGACAAACAUCAUAAAAAAGAUGAAAGUAGAGAAAGUACAAAGAAGAAACAUGGACAGAAAUAUAAAACACAUCAUAAUACAAGAUAUACAAAGAAAUAUGUAACAAAACACACAACUACAUACAAACCUAGCCGUGAACAUCAUUAUACUUCCAAGAAACAUAAAAGUAAACCAAGUUAUGAGAAACUGAAACAUAGCAACAGUAAGAAGAUACAAAAACUGCAAGAGAUCAAAGAGGAUCCUCCAGGAUUGUCUACAAAAAAAAUUAACAACAUAUUCGGACCUGUGAGAUUGGAUGUUAAUCGGAACCUACUCCUAAACAAAAUAACAGCAAGAACAACUUCGACAUCGUCUCGACAACCACCCAUUUUGCGGACAACACCCUCUUCACUAAACUCUGUAAUAGAGAAGAAUACAGAUGAAAUCCAACAAUUGAAUAAAUCUCUCUCACCUUCCAAUUCAACCAUUACGCCAGGUGUAGGUCUGUCAAUCCCAGCAUCAUUAUCUCUCAUUGCCGAAAGAUUCAAUAUAUUAAAUAGGCCUCUAAAGUGGGAUAUGCGGAGAAACGCCGAACACCAUCCACGGUCUGACGAAGGACUAUCAAUUGAAAAUUUUGACAAAAAAAAGCAAGCGAGCUCAAGCAAGGAAGACCCGUUUGUGAUGAAGCGUUUGCAUCGAUUAGAAAAGGAGCUAAAAGAAGUAAAAAAUAGAAUAAAUACUGCCACAAAAAGGACGAAGAAAAGAGAAUUAGGUAAAAGAAGUAAAGAGAACAUAGAGAGAGCAGACAAACACAGAGAAAAUGAUACAGAUAGUUACGACAUAAGAAGUGUAGAACAUGAUAGAAGAAAACAUCAUAAAACUACAGAACUAACUACAACACGAAAUAAUAUCAGGAAUGAACAGCCGAAACAUGCAAGCACUGUCAAAAAACCAGAAUAUCAAAUCGAAUACAAAAUCGUCAAAGAAAAAGGCUCCGGUUUUAAAGAAAUUAUACUAAAUCAUAGAUCUAAAGUAAGUGACAAAAUAAUACCAAUUGAAAAUCACGAAAAAGAGGUGAAGACACCAAGCGAUGAAAGACAGGCGAAGUCACACAACAACCCGAUACUAAUUGAAUUUUCGACAAAACUAUUUCCAGUUAUGACCACAAAAAAAUCUACAACUACUGUAAAAACUACUGAAGUAGACUCUACAACGGCUACACACUUUACAGGCAAAGCUUUAAGAGAUGUUACCACUACAAAUAAUCACGAUAUUAAAACCACCACAGUAGCUUCUGUUACAAGUGUUGCUACUGUAAGUACAGAUAAAACUACCAUUGUUCAAAGUAAAUUUAAAUCAAUUGAUAUUGUUCCGAGUGAUUUCAAAGUGCCUGACAAACAUGUAGCGGCAGAUCUCAAUGUAAAGGUUACAACUAAAACAGUUAAACAACAAACUACUGAAAAUAGAGGAAAAGAUGCGAUUGUGAUGUUCAAAGGAGUAAUAGAAAAAUCCGGCAAAAGUGUCGCUCAAAAUGAAGUUUAA